Molecule: messenger RNA, 1160 nt
Organism: Olea europaea var. sylvestris
Lineage: Eukaryota; Viridiplantae; Streptophyta; Magnoliopsida; Lamiales; Oleaceae
Product: protein YLS3-like
Exons: 3
Coding region: 248-796 (182 amino acids)
Source: RefSeq, a predicted model, not a curated record
CCAUAGGUGGAAUGCACACUCUACUUGAGAAUACACUAGACGAUUUUUUGAACUUCUUUCACCAAACAUAUCAUUUUGUUCUACUAGAGAUUGAUCAGUCAAACAAGGGGCCUUCAUGUUUAAUGCAUGUUGCAGCUCAUGCUCAAAGUAAUGCAAAUCACUUUAAAACCACAUUCACAUUCUUAACCUAACUUUCAUUAUGCAAAUACUUCUCCUCCAUAGACAGAAAAACUAAGGAUACAAAACAAUGCCUUCUUUUUCUAACAUUGCACUGAUUCUUUUGCUUCUAAUCGGCCCUUCAUUGAACACAUUUUCUCAAAGCACUGGUAUUGAACAAUGUAGCUCGAAUCUGCUAAAUUUAGCCCCGUGUGCGCCGUUUGUACAGGGCAUUGCGCCUUCGCCAGUCCAGUCAUGUUGUGACAACCUUAAACAACUCUACAUCCAGCAACCUAAUUGUCUUUGUCUCUUGUUCAAUGAAACAACUUUGAGUUCUUUUCCUAUUAAUAUUAAUACCACACUUGCUCUUCAAUUGCCCCUUCUAUGCAACCUCCAGAUGAUCAUUUCUAAUUGUACAGGCACACCCUUGCCUUCAAAUUCACCUGCUUCUCAAGUUCCCUCAGGGCCAAAAUCAAAUUCAACUGUGGCAGCUUCUCCGAUAGUGACAGUGGCACCGAGGACAAGUAUCAUGGGAUUCGGACUUCACCAUAACGCUGGAGUGAACAUGAAUGAACAAGGUCAAUUUGUGAUGGUGUCGCUAAUAGCAAUUUUAUGUAUGUUUAAAAGCACACUAUGUUAAACCCAAAAACAAGAAGGUUCUAUUUGUUGUGUAAUGUGGAUCAAUAUUUGUGUGGCUCUAGGCUCUAGCUCUAUGCAUGCAGUGUAAUUUACCUUUUUUUUUUUUUUUCUUUUAAUAAUUUAUUACAUGAUCUGAUCAUUGCCUUGUUAAAAAGUUGUGGUUCGACGAGAAAGAGGAAAAAAAGAUAUGAACACUUUUCUCGGUUAACCGAGUUACAUUGUGAUUUAUAGUGAUCCACUGACCGAUCGGAUCGAAUGUUUGAAAUUAAGAAAGAAAAUUAUAUGUGACACCUUUAAAUUUAACUAUGAUGAGUGUCUCACGACUUGAAUUGUAAAUGACACUUUUGUUUGAGCUCAUUCCUUCA